GUGCAUGGUUACUUCCGCGCGAUCCAACAGAAGAAUGAAACCAGCAAGAGGGCCUUGCAACUCACAGCUGAUGUGAUCCAGCACAACUCUGCGAAUUAUACAGCAUGGUAUUAUCGCCGACGGUGCUUGAAGGAUCUUGCCAUUGAACUCGAUGACGAACGCAUUUUCACAGACAAGUGGGCCAGAGACUGCCCCAAAAACUACCAGGUGUGGUAUCACAGAAGAUGGUUGAUUUCAGAGAUCUCAGCGCGCAAGCGAGCAGAACUCAGCCCAGAAGAGGCGGAGAAGGCGAUCCAGUCAAUGGCAAGAGAAGAGCUACAAUACCACUUAGAUUGCAUGCAGGUAAACAAUGACUACAAAAACUACAAUGGGUGGUCUCAUCGUCAAUUUAUCUUGCAGCAGUUCAAGCUGUGGCAUGAAGAACUUCCUUUUGUGGAGCAGCUUUUGAGAGAGGACAUUCGCAACAAUUCAGCAUGGAACCACAGGCCAAAGGCGAUGUCACAGCAGCAGUGGCCCAGUACGAGCAUUUGCAGGACUGACGUUUACGUGGGGAAGCCGGGCAAGCGCAUUCUGCAGUAUUCGUGUGACAAACAGAUCUUGUGGAAUGACAAGACCGAAGACCUCUCUCAGAAACUUAUUGUGAAAGUCGGUGGUCUCGCAUUGGGUGCCUCUCGUGGUGCCCAUCCCACAGUGCGCUUAGAUUCCUUCUUGAAGUCUACAGAUCCUUCCUAUCAACAUGCAGAGGCGCCUACGCAAGGUGAUCGGUUCAUUCGAAAGAUGGCAACGUAUGGUCAGAUUCGGCCUUCGGUCAGCUUUGUGAGCGAAGCGCGGGUCGUCAGACCCAUGAAGGAGCAAGGUGCGCUUGAUAUGUCGGUGCUGCCCAAUCCCAUCAUGGAUCCUCGAGGAGAUCCUCGAGAAGGAACCUUUGAGAUUCCAGCUCCGCCUCCGGAAGUGGAUGACUCCUUCAUCAAAAUGUACCAAAACCACAGCUUGAUGCUCCCCUCCGAACGCUACAAGGAGCAUUUGAAGAUGAAAGCCGGCGAGAAAAAGUGGCGGGAAGAGCGCGAUGCCGUUUUCCGCUACCGGAAGCGAAUGAACGUUCUCGAGCGAAAGCAUCAAGAAGGAAUUCUUGGCAUUGAUGGUCCUACACAUCCAGAUACCCUUCUGUAUCGGGAUCGCUUCGAGCACCACGCAGCACAGGCUCAACGAAAAGCCGUGAACGCUGAGAAUCGCUUUACGGUUCUUCAAGACAAAACCUACUCAGAUGAUGCGGUAGCCAUGCGGGAUUUUGGUUCCGAUCCUGGCUUGGAGCGUUCAAAGGACAUUUGCAUCCAGAGGAAGUGUAUCGACCCGGAGCAGCAUCCCUUUCGAUUUCUGGACACACAUUCGCGCUUGUUCCCCAAAUAUUCACCGACUUGGGAUCCAGAGCGGGCAGCUGCACUCCGGAGCCAUGAUGUUCGUGACAGGGGCCACAAUAUCAUCAAUGGUGCAGACAACACCCUGACCUAUGACGUCGCACUUCCGUGGGAGGAGGUUCAGCAACAAGCGGUGCAGCGCCGGAUCGCUGAAGCCGCGAAGACUCAGAGCCGAAGUUCCAACAGCCACGAGAUUUGA
Molecule: messenger RNA, 1614 nt
Organism: Durusdinium trenchii
Lineage: Eukaryota; Dinophyceae; Suessiales; Symbiodiniaceae
Source: the annotation of a GenBank genome assembly